Messenger RNA from Salvelinus namaycush (lake trout), 2725 nucleotides. RefSeq names its product hydroperoxide isomerase ALOXE3-like. Gene Ontology annotation, molecular function: protein binding; oxidoreductase activity, acting on single donors with incorporation of molecular oxygen, incorporation of two atoms of oxygen; iron ion binding. Gene Ontology annotation, biological process: lipid oxidation; linoleic acid metabolic process. Bases 10 to 1980 code for a protein of 656 amino acids. Lineage: Eukaryota; Metazoa; Chordata; Actinopteri; Salmoniformes; Salmonidae. The record is from RefSeq and is a predicted model, not a curated record. The transcript has 14 exons.
ACUGGAGAAAUGCUGUUUGCCGGAACACUGAACAGUGUUUACGUUAAACUGGUCGGCACAAAGGGAGAGAGUGAACGCAUGUACAUCCCUAAAACCGCCAGCCAAGGAUCGGUGAUUGAGCACGAUGUGUCCUGUCCUUCCUCCCUGGGCAAUCUGGAGUUUGUGGUGCUGGACACAGAGCCGUAUGCCUUGCUCGCCUACAUCAACGAUGUCUGGUUCUGUUCUAAAGUUGUGGUGACCACACCAGAGACCAACACGGCCAACUUCCCCUGUUACCGCUGGAUCUCAGGCUAUGAGCGUCUGGUGUUCAGAGAGGCCACUGGUAAGCUAAUAUUCAACGAGACCUGCCCAGAGGCCAUAGAGGAGAGAAAGAAGGAGCUGCAGAGUCGCCAUGAGGUGUACCGCUGGAGUAAAUAUGCAGAGGGUCUACCCCAAAUAAUGAAAGUUGCCAGCGCUUCUGAUCUCCCUGCUGAGGUCCGCUUCUCUUUCACCAAGGACUUGGAGUUCAGCUUCACAUUAGCCAAAGCAUGGGUGAAGCUGAAACUAGCAGAACUGUCCACCAACAAGGAACAAUGGAAGAGCCUAGAUGAGCUCAGUCACGUCUUCAAUAGCCACAAGACUGAUGUUUAUGACUAUGUCGAAAAGAACUGGAAGGAGGAUGAGUUUUUUGGGUACCAGCUUCUGAACGGCAUCAACCCCAUGAUGAUCCAUCGCUGCUCCAAGCUUCCAGAGAACUUCCCCGUCACAGAAGACAUGGUGAAGGCUUCCCUUUUUGGAAAAAGCCUUGAAGCGGAAAUUCAGAAAGGCAACGUCUUUCUGGUUGACUACAAGCGCCUGCAUGGAGUGACUGCAAACGUGAUCAACGGGAAACAGCACUUCUUGGCUGCUCCUCUCUGCUUGCUCUACAUGACUCCAGAAGAUAAGCUCAUGCCCAUCGCAAUCCAGCUGAAGCAGGAUCCUGGAAAAGACAACCCCAUCUUUCUUCCUACUGACUCUAAGUAUGACUGGCUCCUGGCCAAGAUCUUUGUGAGGAGCGCUGACUUCGCUGAACAUGAGCUGAACUUUCACUUGCUGAGGACUCACCUGCUGGCUGAGGUGUUUGCCAUGUCGACACUGCGCAACCUACCAAUGGUGCAUCCCAUCUACAAGCUCCUGAUCUCUCACUUCCGCUACACUCUGCAGAUCAACACUCUGGCUAGAAAGGCCCUCAUAUCAGAGAAUGGGGUGAUCACAAAGAAUGCCAGUGUAGGAGGUCCAGGGAUGUUGGAGUUCCUGAAGAAAGCGGUGGCCUCAUUGACCUACAGCUCCCUCUGUAUGCCAGAGGACAUCACUGCACGCGGUCUGGAGUCAAUCCCCAACUUCCUCUACAGGGAUGAUGGACUCAGGCUGUGGGACAUCGUCCACAGGUUUGUUCAGAAAAUGAUUGGUCACUACUACACCUGUGACUCAGACGUCCAGAAGGACUCUGAACUGCAGAACUGGAUCAAGGAAAUCUUCUUCCAUGGGUUCCUGGCCAAAACCAGCACAGGAAUCCCUCAGUCUUUCAGUUCAGUGACAGAGCUGAUCAAGUUUCUCACCAUGGUGAUCUUCACAGUGUCUGUCCAACAUGCUGCAGUCAACAAUGGACAGUUUGAUUUUGGUGGAUGGAUGCCCAACUUCCCCAUCGCUCUGCAACAACCACCUCCCACCACUAAGAGGCAGUGUACUGAGAGCACAAUGCUGAAGACCUUCCCUGACGUCAAUACCACCGUCAAUGGCAUGGCAGCGGUGUACCUUCUGAGCAUGCAGUCCACUGACUUUGUCGCUCUUGGAAAUGGCUAUCAGGAUCACUUCAGUGAGAAGACCCCUCUGGAACUGAUUCACAAAACUCAAGAUAUGCUGAAGAAAUACAACUUUGAAAUUCAAGGCAGAAAUGUCUCUUUGCCCUUGCCAUACACCUACCUGAAUCCCAACAAUGUGGAGAACAGUGUGGCCCUGUAAAAUGAGUCGGGAUCCUAUUUAUUAGGCACCAAAUGGAGAAAAAAAACCUCACUGAUACAGGGAGACUACCUUGUUUUCUGUUGAAACCUGUUUUAAAACAUUUAUCUGAUGGUGUGCCCUAAUCAUUACGACCCAGGCACUUUACUCUAUUGUGGUUCAGUACACUUUUUAUUUUUAAUAGCCACAUGCAGCCAAGAUGAGAAGUUAAAUGUUUAUAUUUCUUUGUUGUGAAUGCCACUAGCUGAUCCUUUUGAUCAAAGUCUUUAGUUGGAUUCUUCACCCUUGUAUAACUGAAUGUUUGUGCCUCGGGCCCCUUCCUGUUAUUGGCAAAACCUAACAUUGCAUGCAAAACAGGAAUCUACUGUAUUUGCUUCACCUGGACUCAGUAUGUGGCCUGCCAUUUUCCAGCUAACCAGCAGGAGGUGUGGUGUAUGGUUCACAUAGAGACAGGUGACCUUAAGGAUAACUUAUUUCAGAUUCCUGCCUCCUAAAAGGGGAGUGUUGAGAGUAAAUUACCAAAUGGCCAACACUUAGACAUCACUUCCCAUAGUGCCUUGCUGCUGAGAGGAAACUGCAUGUGACGUUCCUGAUUUAUUAGCAGUGUAGCUUGAACCCACUCAAUUGUGUGAGAGCCAAAAGGAAACUACUGUCCAUACAGCUAAGAUAGAGAUUAUAACUUUAACUCUGUUUAAUGGCUGAUCAAGAGCUUUUUGAUUUCAUGCAAUAAAGUCUUAGUUAAUCUUCA